Messenger RNA from Talpa occidentalis (Iberian mole), 371 nucleotides. RefSeq names its product ribosomal protein S28 (gene RPS28). The transcript is spliced from 4 exons. The record is from RefSeq and is a predicted model, not a curated record. Lineage: Eukaryota; Metazoa; Chordata; Mammalia; Eulipotyphla; Talpidae. The coding region runs from base 43 to 252 and encodes 69 amino acids. Gene Ontology annotation, cellular component: cytosolic small ribosomal subunit; ribosome. Gene Ontology annotation, molecular function: structural constituent of ribosome. Gene Ontology annotation, biological process: translation; maturation of SSU-rRNA; ribosomal small subunit assembly.
ACACGUGACUCCUCUCCGCCGGACCGCCGCCGCGCCGCCAUCAUGGACACCAGCCGCGUGCAGCCCAUCAAACUGGCUAGGGUUACCAAAGUGCUGGGCAGGACCGGCUCGCAGGGCCAGUGCACGCAGGUGCGCGUGGAAUUCAUGGACGACACGAGUCGCUCCAUCAUCCGCAACGUGAAAGGCCCUGUUCGUGAGGGCGACGUGCUCACCCUUUUGGAGUCAGAGCGAGAAGCUAGGAGGCUGCGCUGAGCUUGGUGCUGGGUUCUGGAUGAUGUCUAGGUCCACCACCUGGCCUCCUGGGAAGAGCCUGCCACUGUCAAUAAACCAUUUAUAUUGUAUGUAAACUGCUUGUUGCCUGACUUGCAUUA